AUGCAGUUAAAGAAGACGGAAGGUAACGUCUUGAAGUUCCUGAGCUUCGCUGGCUUUGUCAGCUCAGCAUCAGUCAAAAACUGUGGAGGACCGCACGACCAUUUCUCCAACGUCAGCCUUGACUUGUCGCCGGACCCCAUCUCCAGGGCAACUCCAUUCACCUUCACCCUCACGGGCUCUAUGGACGAGGACCACGUGGGCGGGACGGUGGAUGUGGAUUUGGAGAUCAAGGCGCUUCGCGUCGUAGACAAGGUCAAGGGUCCACAGAAACUCGUGAUUGGCCCGGUGACGUUGCCCCAGGACCCCGGCGAGGCGUCGCUGAAGGGCACCGUCUCCGUGAAAAACGUCCAGGGCGAGCCGGUGGCCUGUGUGGCGCUGGACAUUGAGGUGCCGCUGUUUGAGGAGGAGGCUAAAAGAGACGAAGAUUAUGGCGGAGUGAAGUCUUGCGGUUCUGCCACGGAUCAUUUGAAAGAUGUUUCGGAAACCACCUCCGGUGGUGUCACCACUGUCACUGGAACCUUGGAUGAGGACCUCGCAUCCAUCACAGCCAAUGUGGACGUCACAGUCCAUGCGCUCUUCGUGAAAGUCCAUGCGCUCUUCGUGAAGGUCCCUUUGAAGUUGCAAAUUCCCAUGUCCUUCUCGCCGGCGAUUUCAAAGGGUGAUUGGAAGUUGACCACAAGUGAGGAGAAAGCAGCGGAGGUCAGUCUUAGCCCCGUGAAGGUUGAAGGACAGGUGGUGAUUGACGAUGCAAAGAAGGAGCAGGUGACCUGCCUGUCAAUCUCCAGUGACACAUCUCAGAUCAUGGUAUGA
Molecule: messenger RNA, 810 nt
Organism: Cladocopium goreaui
Lineage: Eukaryota; Dinophyceae; Suessiales; Symbiodiniaceae
Source: the annotation of a GenBank genome assembly